Molecule: messenger RNA, 3763 nt
Organism: Nannospalax galili (Upper Galilee mountains blind mole rat)
Lineage: Eukaryota; Metazoa; Chordata; Mammalia; Rodentia; Spalacidae
Gene: Tcea1
Product: transcription elongation factor A1
Biological process (GO): DNA-templated transcription; positive regulation of transcription by RNA polymerase II; transcription elongation by RNA polymerase II
Cellular component (GO): nucleus
Molecular function (GO): nucleic acid binding; zinc ion binding
Source: RefSeq, a predicted model, not a curated record
GCUGGCCUACCUCUGCCUCCCAAGUGCUGGGAUUAAAGGCAUCCCAGUACAUACAUAAAAAAUCUGGGCAUGGCUGUGUGUGCCUGUAACCACAAUGCUGGAGGUCUGAGACAGAUCUAGAAAGCUUGGUGGCCAGCUAGCUGGUGGCCUAUCUGAAACUGCAAACUUCAGGCUUUCUCAAGGCAGUAUGGUGAAGAGAAAGACGCCCUGUAUCUUGCUCCAGCCACCUCAUGCUGUUGCACCAGAAUACUCACAUUCAUGCAUCAUAAAAACCUCCCAGUAUUGAAAGGGUCUUAUUACGAAGUAGAUUGGGUUAAUAAUUAAAUUUGGAGCGCAGUUACAGUGGAGAAUAGCAUGAAUUAGCAUCAAAGGUUUAACUGGGCACAGACUUGUUGAAGGACCUAUAUUCUAUGCUCCACUAUUAACAGUGUCUUUGUAGAGUUUGUAAAACAGAAGUUCCUAGCUGGCAGGACCAUUAUGGCAAUGAAGAUGGUUCCUUUUAUAAUCUCAUCAAUCAUUUCGUUACAACAGAGAACAAUAGUGGUCGUCCAGAUUAUUAAAACAAAUUCCUCACGGCUGGAGAGACAGCUCGACAGUUAAGAGCACUGGCUGUUUGUCCAGUUCUAUUCCCUUAUGGUGGCUGACAACCAUCUGUAACUCAGUUCCGGAUCUCCGGCCUGCUGGUCUCAGCACAUACAUGGUGUACUUACACACAUGAAGGCAAUCAACAGAUAUAAAAUGAGAAAAAAAAAGAUCUCUUUCUUUGGUGUGUGUGUGUGGGGUCAUUAUGGGUACUAAGUAUAAAUCAUCUUAAUGUUUCUCAACCUUAGCUAUAUUUUCAUAUCAUUUUGGAGUGUAUUUUUAAAAAUUAUGGUCUCUGUUCUACUUGAGAUAGGCUUAUUCUAGUUAUCGUUUUGUGCAGGAAGGAAUACUGGAGCUUAAAUCUGUCAUGUUCAUUGGCUCCUACUUUUCUAGAAAAUUUCACAAAAGGAACAAAGCAAAACCAUAUGUCAAUCUUCUACUUGGCUUUUUGUUGUCUUUUUGAGACAGGGUCUCCCUGUAGCCCCAGGUGGCUGGAACUCGCUAUGUAGACCAGGCUGGCCUGGAACUCAGACUUUUGCCUGCCUCUGCCUCCCGAGGGCUGGGAUUAAAGGCACGCUCCCUAGGCUCCCACAGCCUUUAAAACCCGUCAAAGUUCCAUUCCACGAAUUCCGCAGACUGUCUAGACGCACCACGAGCGAAAUCACUUCCUGCCAAGGAGCUGACCCGAGGAGAGCGCCACAGACGAGUGGCCCCAGCUGCAGGACCCGCCUCGCAGGGCCCAACUGCAGGUCGCAGCCAGGCAGGGGAACAGGUGGCGAGGGCGGGAAUCUCUCCCCGCCACGCCCCCCGCAGCCCUCUGCAAUCGAUUGGUAGCGCCUUUGCGGUGCGUUCGGAGGUCCGCUAGCGAGGCCUGUGGGGGCGGAGCCUUCGCCGUCACCACCUCCGCAGCGCGCCUGGUUUGUGAGGAAGGGCCUAGGCCCAGGCCUGCAGUCGCUAGGUCGCCGAUCGCUUCCCGACGUCCGGUCGGCUCCAGCUUCGCCCACUUCCCGUCCCCAGCGGGCCGGGUGAGGGGAAGGCCUGCCGGAGCCAUGGAGGAUGAGGUGGUUCGCAUUGCCAAGAAGAUGGACAAGAUGGUGCAGAAAAAGAACGCGGCUGGAGCAUUGGAUUUGCUGAAAGAGCUUAAGAAUAUUCCCAUGACCCUGGAAUUAUUACAGUCUACACGAAUUGGAAUGUCGGUUAAUGCUAUUCGAAAGCAGAGUACAGAUGAAGAAGUUACAUCUUUAGCAAAAUCUCUAAUCAAAUCUUGGAAAAAAUUAUUAGAUGGACCAUCAACUGAUAAAGACACUGAAGAAAAGAAAAAAGAACCUACAAUUUCAUCACAGAAUAGCCCUGAAGCAAGAGAAGAAAGUAGUUCCAGUGGCAACAUAAGCAGCAGAAAGGAUGAGACAAAUGCUCGCGAUACUUACGUUUCAUCUUUUCCUCGGGCACCAAGCACCUCUGAUUCUGUGCGAUUAAAGUGUAGGGAGAUGCUUGCCGCAGCUCUCCGAACAGGAGAUGACUAUGUUGCUAUUGGAGCUGAUGACGAAGAACUAGGAUCUCAGAUUGAGGAAGCUAUAUAUCAGGAAAUAAGAAAUACAGACAUGAAAUACAAGAACAGAGUACGAAGUAGGAUAUCAAAUCUUAAAGAUGCAAAAAAUCCAAACUUGAGGAAAAAUGUCCUGUGUGGGAAUAUUCCUCCUGACCUGUUUGCUAGAAUGACAGCAGAGGAAAUGGCUAGUGACGAGCUCAAAGAGAUGCGGAAAAACUUGACCAAAGAAGCCAUCAGAGAGCAUCAGAUGGCCAAGACAGGUGGAACCCAGACUGAUUUGUUCACAUGUGGCAAAUGUAAAAAGAAGAAUUGCACUUAUACACAGGUACAAACACGUAGUGCUGAUGAACCAAUGACAACGUUUGUUGUGUGUAAUGAAUGUGGAAAUCGGUGGAAGUUCUGUUGAGUUGGAAGAAUUGACAAAAUAUCUGGACCAUUAAGAAAAUAAAUUUUGUAAUUAGCUUUAAAACUAGGCCAGACAACUAGUUUUCUUGCAAGUCAGAUUUUUAAACAACACAUCCCAUGAAUUAGUCCUUGUUUUCACUGAACAUUAUUGUGUUCAGAAACCUCAGAUAACCAGAUACUCUUUUGCAUCUGUAACUGCAACAAACUCUUUGUAUUUCUCAUGUAUGUACAUUACUUGUUUUUACUAGAUUUUACAUUUGGGAACAUGACUAUUGAAAUUGGUUUGGUUUUGUUGUUUACUUACCUGUUUGUUCUGUAUCUUAGGUUUGUGGAGCUCUGUGGUUGCCUCUAGGCUUUUCACAAAUCCCUCACAGGCAAAGAAUGAAUGCUUCUGAUGCUUUUUCCCAGUAGGAAGAAAACGUUAGCAUCUUAGUACAGUGGAGUUCCAAUAAACAGUCGUUACUUGACUUUAACUUGGGAAUCUGUACUGACCCAGGAUUAAGCAUAGGAAUUGUGUAAAUCAUUAAAGCUAUGGACUUUCCAUGUGGAGGUUGAUGAAAACACUUUUUUAAUUCUGAAUCUUUUGUGCUGACCUUACAUGAUGAUGAGAUUGUUGAGCUAACUGAGAAUGUGGGCUGUAGCAACUAGUUUUACAACCCAGGUUUUACAUUGUUUACUUUUGUUUAAAUGUGUGCCAUUGGUUUUGUUGGUAGCAAGUCUACACAGAUUUUUCCUUUUUUGAGACAGGGUCUUACUCUGCAUCCCUGGCUUGCCUCCUACUCACUGUGUAGAUUAGGCUGGCCUUGAACUCAUAGAGAUACGCCUGCUUCUGCCUUCCCAGUGCUGGGUUAAAGGGAUGUGCCACCACUGGCUUUGCCACAUAGUUUUCUUGAUACAGGUGUUGUAGUGCACAUUAAAGCCACUAUUGCAAGUUUAUAAUUUAUCAUGCCGACUCUGCAUCCUGUCAGACUCCAAGGUAUAUGUAUACACCAAGGUAUACACCUCUGUAUAUGUGUCGAGCUCUUCUGUGCUCUUUUUCUCAUUUCUUAUCUGCAGAUUAUUUUGACAUGAACAUUCAAAUGUCCAUAUUGAGGAUUGGCCUGUGGGUAGUUUCUAUCACUUUAAAAAUAAAAGAACAUUUUUGAAAGAAUUAGUUUAAAAAAUAAUGUUAAAAUAGUCCCACUUUUAAAUUAAGUGUUCCAUUUUAAAAUUUGUAAUUCAAUAAAG